Molecule: messenger RNA, 720 nt
Organism: Cyprinus carpio (common carp)
Lineage: Eukaryota; Metazoa; Chordata; Actinopteri; Cypriniformes; Cyprinidae
Exons: 3
Source: RefSeq, a predicted model, not a curated record
UAUGUCCUACACACUGGUGUUCCUAAAAUACAGAAAGAUGAUGAGAUACUAUGGAGAUUUAGAGAUAAAGAUGUUAUUGCUAAAAUUAAGAAAGACGAACACAUCUUCUCUACAUAUGAUAAUAGUGCUGAUGGGAUAUUCAGAAGCAGACUGCACCUGAAUCUGCAGACUGGAGAUAUCAUCAUCAGUAACAUCAGAAACAGCUCUUCUGGACUUUAUGAAGUUGAUUUCAAGAAGAGCAGCUACACCACACACAAGUCAUUCAAUGUUAUUGUCAGUGAUGAACUGAACAGAGUGCAAGUGAAGGAGGGAGUUUUUGUCACUCUGGGAUCUGGUCUUACUAAAUUAGAAGGAGAUGAUCUGGUUCAAUGGAGAUUUGAACAUGAAGACCAUGUCAUAGCAAAAAUCAACAAAACAGCUUCAUCAUCCUCUACAUUUGAUGGUGCUAAUGGAAGAUUCAGAGGCAGACUGGAGCUGGAUGAUGAAACUGGAUCUCUGACCAUCAGAAAGAUUGCAGCUGCACACUCUGGACUCUAUCACCUCGAUAUCACCGGCAGCAGACACACCAUAUUCAAGAAAUUCAUUGUUUUUGUCUGCGAUUCAGGUCUGCCUCCAGCUACUGUAGCAGGGAUUGUUGUUGGUGUUGGUGUUUUUCUGCUCGUGGGUGCAGCUGCGUUUUACUAUUACCACAGGAGAUAUAAAAUGGCAAGUAUCACCUAG